AAAAUUCCCCGUCUCACCUAACACAGGCACACACACACAGAGAAGAAAUCCAAAUUGCUUUGCUUCUUUCCCUCGCCGAUAAUCGAACGCAGGAACAAGAGGAGGAGCUGUACGGACAACAAUGGCGGCCACAGCUCACCUCCUUCGUUACUCUUCUCCUCCUCUGCCCACCGAUCAUUCCAUCAACGUCUCCUCCGGUAAUCGCCUAUUCUCUAACCCUCCGUCUUCUGCCAUCUCCUUCCCAUUUUCUCCCGCCAAAUCCCAUUUCCCCGGCGUAAAACUCCAGCUUUCGUUCGCCGGCGGCAACGGUGGAAAUGGGGUUGGUCGCGGAAGUGGCGGAGGUGGAGGCGGAGGCGGUGACAGGGGAGAGUGGAGUAGCAGCGGAGAUGGGGACGGCGAAGAUUCAUCGUCAUCGAUCAAGGGUGUUGGUCCUAUUGGUCUGUUCCUCAAUGGGUGGAGAUCCAGAGUCGCCGCCGAUCCCCAAUUCCCUUUCAAGGUUUUGAUGGAAGAAUUGGUGGGUGUGAGCGCUUGUGUUGUGGGGGACAUGGCUUCUCGUCCCAAUUUCGGACUCAACGAGCUCGACUUCGUAUUCUCAACCCUCGUCGUCGGAUCCAUUCUCAACUUCACUCUCAUGUAUCUCCUCGCACCCACUGUUGGAGCUUCGUCCUCUAGUCUCCCUGCGAUCUUCGCCAACUGCCCCAAGAGCCACAUGUUCGAACCCGGGUCCUAUGGCUUGGUGGAUCGGCUCGGUACUUUCGUGUAUAAAGGAACAGUCUUUGCAGCGGUUGGGUUCGCUGCUGGGCUCGUUGGAACUGCGCUCUCAAACGGGUUGAUCAAGUUGAGGAAGAAGAUGGAUCCGGAUUUCGAAACCCCCAAUAAACCACCUCCGACAUUGUUGAAUGCCGCCACUUGGGCCAUUCAUAUGGGUUUGAGUAGUAAUUUUAGGUACCAAACUUUGAACGGGCUCGAGUUCUUGUUGGAAAAGGGUCUUCCUUCAUUUGCAUUCAAGUCCUCUGUGGUGGUUCUGAGGUGCGCGAACAAUAUUCUUGGUGGGAUGACGUUUGUGAUUCUGGCAAGGUUGACAGGAUCGCAGAGUGUCGAGGGUGAGAAAAAGCCGCUUGCUGCAGAGGUGGGAUCGGCGGAGGAGAAGGAGAAGUUAGUGGAUGGAAAUGAGGAUUUGCAGAGCAAUCAGUCGACUUACAAGUGAUUUGGAUUCAAGUUCUAGCUUUGUUGUCGCCUUUUUUUUUUCUUUUUUUUUUUUUUUUUGGGGUGGUUUUGGUUUUAUGUUUAUAACUCGAAGUUAGGUUGGAGAUGACGAUGAAGAAGUGGAGUUUUGGUAUAUUAUGGUUUUUGCAGUAAUAAUAAAUGUUGAAGAAAGGCAGUCCAUUUCAAUGGAACACCGAUAAAUGUUUUGUUUUU
This is a messenger RNA of Ziziphus jujuba (common jujube), 1419 nucleotides long. RefSeq names its product protein RETICULATA-RELATED 3, chloroplastic. The transcript has a single exon. The coding region runs from base 122 to 1207 and encodes 361 amino acids. NCBI's taxonomy places the organism in Eukaryota, Viridiplantae, Streptophyta, Magnoliopsida, Rosales, Rhamnaceae. The record is from RefSeq and is a predicted model, not a curated record.